Messenger RNA from Malassezia japonica, 672 nucleotides. RefSeq lists its product as uncharacterized. The coding region runs from base 1 to 672 and encodes 223 amino acids. The transcript has 2 exons. NCBI's taxonomy places the organism in Eukaryota, Fungi, Basidiomycota, Malasseziomycetes, Malasseziales, Malasseziaceae. Gene Ontology annotation, cellular component: preribosome, large subunit precursor. The record is from RefSeq and is a predicted model, not a curated record. Gene Ontology annotation, biological process: ribosomal large subunit assembly.
AUGGCAUCGUCCGCGCCUCCCCGGCGCCCAAAGCGCAAGCGCGUGCGCAAGUCGCGCACAGCUGUGGUGAGCUCUUCAGAUAGCUCUUCGGAGGACGAGAAGGCGGCUCCUGAGGUGCCACAGCGCGUGUCGCCCAAGGCACACUCCCACGCACCUUCCCAGCAAGAACAAGAAAAAAAGGGUGGCUAUGCCUCGGACUCGGGCAGCGAGUUUGACCAGGAGGCUGCUGAUACGGAAGAGAACGACGCAGACUUCUCUGACCUCCGCGAUGCUUUGUCGCCCCCUACCCUUCGCCUGCACGCCGAAAGCAAUGACGAAGAAGGCGACGUGACUCUGCCCAAGACCCGGGUAGGCGGCCGCCUUGCCAACCUCUCCGCACAAUCCAUCUCGCAAGAGCUGGAAGAAAAGCAGCAUGCUUCGUUCCGAUCUCUCUGGAUGCAGGCUCUUACGGAAGAGUUUGGCAACGAGCUGGACCAGAUGCGACAGAAUGACGCUCGUCUGAGCAGUGAAUCAGCAGGGGCGAGCAGUGCUACUGCACGUCUUCCGUUGCUGAUCGAUGCACUGUCGUUCGGCAGCGAGGUGUUCUCGGGUCCUCGUCGGCCCGAGUCGGGUGCCGAGAUGGAGGACGAGCCCGUGGACGAGAUGAGCAUGGCGUUGCCUGCCCAGACCUAG